This is a messenger RNA of Priceomyces carsonii, 3411 nucleotides long. It is a transcript of the gene IRR1, whose product is annotated as Irr1p. NCBI's taxonomy places the organism in Eukaryota, Fungi, Ascomycota, Pichiomycetes, Serinales, Debaryomycetaceae. The coding region runs from base 1 to 3411 and encodes 1136 amino acids. Gene Ontology annotation, cellular component: nucleus; cohesin complex; chromatin. Gene Ontology annotation, molecular function: chromatin binding; protein binding. Gene Ontology annotation, biological process: sister chromatid cohesion. The record is from RefSeq and is a predicted model, not a curated record. The transcript has a single exon.
AUGACAGUGGCUGUUGCCCCCUCAGCGGAUAACUCCAGCGUCAGGCGAUCCUCUCGUGUCUCCAAAAAAAGAGCUCACUAUGAAGAAGUAUCAGGAUCAGAAGAUGAGAAUCAAAUCGAGGAAGAGGCAUAUGAGGAACGGCCUAAAAAGAAUAAAAAGCCUCACAGAAAUAGCAAGUCUAAUAAACGUCGUAGCAUCAACGGUAGCAAGAAAACUUUGGAACAAUUAGAAGCAGAGUUGCCGGAAAACUAUCUCUAUAAAUCCCUUUCCUUUGAAGACCUUGACGUGAAAGACUUAGCAUUGGAAUGGAUAGAAGCUUACGAGGAAGAAAAUGGUUCUCACGAAUCACUCACGAUUUUAAUUAAUCUCAUAUUAAGGAGCUGUGGUUCUGUUCAUCUUUUUCAACCUCAUGAUUUAGCAAAUUUAGAAAGUGCCAUACAAACUGUUGGGGAACUAACGAUCGCUUUCAGUGACCAGCAGAGUCACAAGUAUCCUUUUAAGGCACUAACAUCAUUUCGAAGGAACGUUUUAGAGUUCUUCGAGGAGCUCAUUCAAGUUUCACAUGAUAGAGGUUUGUUAUAUAAGGCUGCUGAUCAUAAUAAUAAGAAUGCGGCUGGUGAUGAAGCUGACGAUUCCUUCUUGUCCUCCCAAAUGAUGUCUGAGGUUUUAACUUGGAUAUCCUCUUUAAGUUCGUGUCCAAUCAGGCCAUUGAGAUACGUCUCUACUGUGAUCUUAUUAACGAUUCAAAAUCGUUUGUGUGUUAUUAUAAAUUCUGUUAUUACAAGCCUUGACAAAGCUCAGCGUCAAUUAUCAAAAAUUAAGAGAAUCGCUAGUAACAAGUUAAAAAUAGAAAAUUUGAAUAAAACGACUCUAAUGUACCAUAAUCAAAAGGAUACUAUUACUGAGUACUUUGGAGAAAUUGGUAAUGUUACGUUAAUGCAUCGGUACCGUGAUAUUGAUUCAUCGAUUAGACAAGAAUGUGUCAAGAAUCUAAGCGUUGCCAUGAUUACAUAUCCCGAUUUUUUCUUUCAAGCGACAUUCUUGCGUUAUUUUGGAUGGUUGUUAUCUGACCCGUCUGUUCAAGUUAGAUCAGAAGUUACUAAAGUCUUAUCCAAACUUUAUAAAAAUGCAAAUAACAAUAAUAGCACUUUAGGGAUGGGAUUCAGGCAAUUCACUGAAAGAUAUAAAAAACAAAUUAUCAAGAUGAGCUUGAUGGACAUCGAUGUCAGUGUCAGAUUGUCUGCGAUUAGCAUAUGUUGCGAAUUAUUGAGAAUUGGAUUCCUCGAAGAGAACGACAGUCUAGAAAUCAUAUCUAAUUUUUUUCUUCUCUUUGAGAACAGAACAAAUUUAUCCAAUACCAAUGUAGAGAAAUUAAAGCUGGAGCUUUCAAAAUUUGUUUGCAUUGCGAAUCUCGAGAACACUCGAGAUGAAUUGGAGAAACACUCUUUAUUUUUGGAGACUUACGAAUCCGAUCUGUUUGGUGAUAAUGAUGUAUGCCUCGACCUCAAAGAAUGCUUGAGAAUUAAAAAUUUGAUACGUUUAUUGCAGUCCUCACUUAGCUUUUUUUGUAAUGGGCGUCCAUCAGCAAAACUAAAAUACCCAAUUAGUGUUAUAUUUGCAUCUUUAUAUCAAACCCCAACCUAUUCGGGAAGUUGGGAAACCUUGAUCCGUUUUUAUUUGAUAGAUAUGUCUUCUGUUACAUUUCGAAAGAAAAAUGAAAAAUCAAAUGAUACAAAUGCAGAGGUAAUUGCUUUUAAAGCCCUUUUGGAUUUUUCUACUGAUGAAGAAAAGACUCAUCUCUUGGAACUAAUCUAUGGAGCAUUGUCAUCCAUAUAUUCAAGGACCUCAAAUAAACCCAAAGAUUUGGAGGACUUAUCAUCUAUCCUGGUUAAGCUUGUGGAUUAUCUACCGUCUUUGUUAUCUUCGCUGGUGACUUCAAAAAUACAAUUUUCGGUGUUUGUGCAAAUAUUCAAUAGUGUGAUUGAAUCUAAUGAUGAAAAGAAAAACAUAUACCCAGUUUUCAUGAACAUGGACCGCCAAAACUCUUAUAACGAUCUAGUGCAUUCUUUACUACUUUAUUUCAGGGAUUAUGAUGUGACGGAUAUAAAUUCAGACCCAUUUUUGGAAGGCUUUGAGAGAUUCUUGGAAAGAUUGCUAACCCAUUAUAAUAGCGUCAGCAUCAAUUCUACAUAUUUGAAUAUUAUUGAUUCAGAGAUCCGCUUGGAUGUACAAAAUUUAAUUCAAGAUUUAGUUGAGCAAGUUCGUGGUUUAUUGAUCGGCAAUGAACACUCUGAAACACAGCCAUUAGGACAAGAAGACUUACUAAAAGUAGUAAUCUCAAUUUCAAAGCCCAUUAUGAAGCUACGAAUGAUAGGGGAUCACUGUAAUAUCAAUCAAUACUUAGAAGGAUCGAAUCCUUCAUUUUCCUUAUGUGAGCAAAUUAUAGUCAAAUCGUUUAACGAGCUCGAUAUUCAGUUUCUUGUUGAGAAUUCUCCCAAUCAAUUCUUGAAUUUAGUUGACGAUGGCAUUUUAUCGUUCAAGGCGAUAUUGGAUUUAAUUCUUGUAUCUAUUUCAUGGAAGUUGGAACAACUCAUUUAUGUUCCUAAUACUGAAGGUAAUGAUCAGGAAAGUCGAUAUGAUAUUUCACUUACCUUUUCUGAUGCGGAUAUGAUCAUUGAACAACUUUGGAGAUUGAUAAGUUCCAUAAACGAUGUCGUAAAUGGAAUCAAUGAAAAUUUCGGUACUUCUGCAACUAUUUCCUGCAACGUUGGCAUUUUAAUGAAAAAAUGUAACAACAUGCGAACAUUAUUUGCUGCAAAAUUUAUCGAUAUAAUUACAUGUCUUAAGAUAUUCUAUACUAAAUUCAAUGGAAACAACCAAUUUAAAAAUUUUGACAACUUUUUUGCGAGCAGCAGUGAAAUAGGAAAUUUGGUUGUCCACAUGUUACCAAGCAGCGUUCAGGAAGAGCUACUAAACAUAUUUUUAUUGAAGGAGGCUAAGUUGGCUAAAUUUUUAGACGUCGAACUAGAAAAAGGAAACGAUGAAAAUGUCAACUUAGAAGAUCUCGCUGAGACUGAGAAUAUUGAAGAGGAGCCUCAAAAAAGCUUUUUUGAUUCAGAUGAUGAAGGAAUGAGUGAUGAAGAUGAGGAAGAGAAACUAGCUAGGCAAAAGGCAAAAGAAGAUGAGGCAAGGAGCAAAAAGUCUGAAGGGAUUUGGAAAGCUGAAAAAGAUCUCUGUGUUUAUUCCCUCAAGUUUUUUGGUCUUGUCGAUCUUUCGAUGGUGCGCACCGAGGUCUACGAUAGGAUCAAAUUGAAUAGUGAUAAGCUUGGGAUCCUAUACCAAAAAAUUGUAACCCAAAACGAAGAACAACUUAAGAGUCAGGAGUCUCACCCUGAAAGCGCUUCUCGAUGA